AUGUCUCCUCUUCUCUUUUUUCUCUCUCUCUAUCCCAUCUCUCUCAUUUCCUUUGUUCUUUUUUUUAUUUUCAAAUUCUCCACUUUUUUCCACGUCACUGUUCAUUUUUUUUUUUUUCCUAUUAAUUUUCUUCCUUCUCACACUAAAGAGUUCUGGACCGGAUCGGUUGGCGAAUUGAAUCGUAAGAGAAUUGAAUCUCUGUUCAUAUGUCUCUAUCUAUCUAUCUAUCUAUCUAUCUAUCUAUCUAUCUAUCUAUCUAUCUAUCUUAGCCUGUUUAGUUCUAUCUAUCUAUCUGGAAAAUUGGAAUACACGAAUACACAAUAUUUGAAAAAUAAAUUAAACCCACGUACACAUAUCUAUCUAUCUAUCUAUCUAUCUAUCUAUCUAUCUAUCUAUCUAUCUAUUCUAUUCAAUUUUGCAAUCAACACCAUAACUUUUAAUAUCUAUCUAUCUAUCUAUUUAUCUAUCUAUUUAUCUCAGUCUGUUCAUAUCUAUCUAUCUAUCUAUCUAUCUAUCUAUCUAUCUAUCUAUCUAUCUAUCUCUCUAUCUCAGUCUCUGUCUAUCUCUGUCCAUCUAUCUAUCUAUCUAUUUAUCUCAGUCUGUUCAUAUCUAUCUAUCUAUCUAUCUAUCUAUCUAUCUAUCUAUCUAUCUCAGUAUGUUCAUAUCAAUCCAUCUAUCUAUCUAUCUAUCUAUCUAUCUAUCUAUCUAUCUAUCUAUCUUUUUACAUAUCUACUGAAACUUCUUACUAUCUAUAUGACUUCUAUUUAUGACCCCUCCCACUUCUCUUUUCUUAUUUCUCUUUGCAAACCACUUUUUUUCUCGUCUAUUUUCUGCUCUCCGGCUAAGACAACUGCCUUUUACCCCUCCUCCUUCUGUAAUCGAAGGUCAAUUUGCAUUAUUUCAAUGCUAAUUUUAAAAUUUAUCUCUUAUCUCGCCACUAAAAUGCUGGCGCAACAUACUCUUCUUAGCCUUAAUUUCCUGCAUAUUAUUCUCCAAAAUCGUUAUUUGUAUCUGUUUUUAUAUUUUUCACACCCGAUUUUAUUUUGUCUUUGUUUUUAUCUUUUUGGGGAAUUUUCUUUUUACAUUCCUUUAUUUAAAACUCCUUCUUUUGUUUACUUCUUUUCUAUGAUUCCUUACUUGUGUUCGUUUAUAUUUUUUUAUUUCUAUCUAUCUAUCUAUCUAUCUAUCUAUCUAUCUAUCUAUCUAUCUAUCUAUCUAUCGAUCUCUCUCUCUAUCUAUCUAUCUAUUUUUCUUUUUAAAUUAUCCACAGGAUUCUUUUUUUUCAUUUUUCAAUACAAUUUCUUUCUUUCUUUCUUUCUUUCUUUCUUUCUUUCUUUCUUUCUUUCUUUCUUUCUUUCUUUCUUCUCACAGUCAUGGAUUCUUUUGUUAACCUUAGCGUAUUUCUCUUCUUUCUAUUACUUCUCUCUUCUCUAUCACGUUCUCUCUUUCUUUCUUUCUUUCUUUCUUUAUUUAUUUAUUUCUUUCUUUCUUUCUUUCUUUCUUUCUUUCUUUCUUUCUUUCUUCUCACAGUCAUGGAUUCUUUUGUUAACCUUAGCGUAUUUCUCUUCUUUCUAUUACUUCUCUCUUCUCUAUCACGUUCUCUCUUUCUUUCUUUCUUUCUUUUCUUUCUUUUCUUUCUUUCUUUCUUUCUUUCUUUCUUUCUUUCUUUCUUUCUUCUCACAGUCAUGGAUUCUUUUGUUAACCUUAGCGUAUUUCUCUUCUUUCUAUUACUUCUCUCUUCUCUAUCACGUUCUCUCUUUCUUUCUUUCUUUCUUUCUUUCUUUAUUUCUUUCUUUCUUUCUUUCUUUCUUUCUUUCUUUCUUUCUUUCUUCUCACAUCAUGGAUUCUUUUGUUAACCUUAGCGUAUUUCUCUUCUUUCUAUUACUUCUCUCUUCUCUAUCACGUUCUCUCUUUCUUUCUUUCUUUCUUUCUUUCUUUCUUUCUUUCUUUCUUUCUUUCUUUCUUUCUUUCUUUCUUUCUUUCUUUCUUCUCACAGUCAUGGAUUCUUUUGUUAACCUUAGCGUAUUUCUCUUCUUUCUAUUACUUCUCUCUUCUCUAUCACGUUCUCUUUUCUUUCUUUCUUUCUUUCUUUUCUUUCUUUCUUUCUUUCUUUCUUUCUUUCUUCUCACAGUCAUGGAUUCUUUUGUUAACCUUAGCGUAUUUCUCUUCUUUCUAUUACUUCUCUCUUCUCUAUCACGUUCUCUCUUUCUUUCUUUCUUUCUUUCUUUCUUUCUUUCUUUCUUUCUUUCUUUCUUUCUUUCUUUCUUUCUUUCUUAUUAUCUGCAUGUUUGUAUCUUUUUUUUUUCUUUUUAA
This is a messenger RNA of Acanthosepion pharaonis, 2313 nucleotides long. Lineage: Eukaryota; Metazoa; Mollusca; Cephalopoda; Sepiida; Sepiidae. The record is from the annotation of a GenBank genome assembly.